This is a messenger RNA of Annulohypoxylon truncatum, 3150 nucleotides long. RefSeq lists its product as uncharacterized. Lineage: Eukaryota; Fungi; Ascomycota; Sordariomycetes; Xylariales; Hypoxylaceae. The record is from RefSeq and is a predicted model, not a curated record. Gene Ontology annotation, molecular function: ADP binding. The coding region runs from base 215 to 2686 and encodes 823 amino acids. The transcript has 4 exons.
AAAGGUUACGAACAAGUUUCCUGAUCCCUAUCCACGAGCUCUUGUAUUCCCCUUCACUACCCAUCAUUAAAAUAGCACAAGUGAUCUAGAUUUCAGGAAUCCUUGAUAAAGAUGAGUGAUUUACAAAUCACGUGAUCAAGAUACUAGCUGCAUGAAGGUGCGUCGGCGGCGGCGUCAAUCAACUAGAUAGACAUGAACCAGUAUUGUGCUUAUCAUGAAACUCAAGAAUCCCACUGAGAAGUAUUCGACGACGUGGCAAGACGCGGUGAAUUCUUUCCUCUCAAGCCUAGCUCCAACAGAGCGAGAUGCUUUUCAAGCGCCAGCAAGUCCGGAUGAUUGCAUGGCCGUCCUCUUAGCGACGCAACGGCGAAAAACCAAGCUGGCACGGAUUCUUGAUCUAAUGAGACCAGCGAUCGAUCCUCUAAAAAGAUUCGAGGGUGCCAUCGAUGUCAUCGUCCAAGUCAAUGCGGGGAUUGCCUCUCCAAUUUGGGGUCCUCUUAGGAUCGUCAUUACGUUAUCCGCGGAUCACUUUCACACUCUAGAGAGCAUAGCUAUGAUCAUCCAUAGGAUCAUAAGCUCGCUGCAGAGAUUCUCCAAGUACGAAGAGCUAUUCGAAAAUAACCGACUCGUCCAGGACGCGAUAGGGGCUCUCUACUGCGAUUACCUCGAUUUCUGCGUUCGUGUAACUAGAUUUUACUCGACAUCUUCGUUUCGAGCGUUCUUCUCCUCUUUUGAUAAAGACUUCCAAGAUGUUUCCGAGAAUAUCCAACUCCAUAGCCAGAACGUGGACUGGGCAGCACAUGCCGCGCAUAUCGAAGAGACCCAACGGGAAGCGGAAAAGGCAAAGUUAGAGAGACGAGCACACGAAAGGGGUAAUAUUCUAAGAUGGCUAUGUCCGUCAAACGUCGACGAUGACCUUGAAAUGCAUUUGAGCGAUUGCUUGCCUCAUUCAUGCGAUGAUAUCCUGGUAUCUGAACAAUUCCAAUCAUUAGUUUCUACGGAUGACAUAGGGAAACCUCACAUCCUCGCGUUGCAAGGCCUGCCAGGAAGCGGAAAGACCACAAUGGCUGCCUUCAUCAUAGACCAUUUGAAGAGCAAGGGAUUCAACGUGUUAUACUUUGUCUUUAAAGCGAAUGAUGGAGAAAAAUGCACCCUGCUUCACUGUGCCCGAACGAUUUUAUCUCAAUUAAUCCGACAAGAGGAACAUCUCUACGAUUUGGUCGAGCCUUUCUACCAAGAGAGUGGCCGAGCAAUAGCUGAUUCACCAACGGAAGUUCUCCGAGCUCUGUCUACAGCACUCCAUCAUUCAAAAGCCAACCGAAUAUUUGCUGUCCUUGAUGCUCUUGACGAGUCGUCGAAUAUCGAUGAGGUCUCGCAAUGGAUCACCACCCUAGGUAGACAUGUUCGAAUUCUCAGUACAUCCCGACCUUCAUCAUCGCUCUCACGGUAUCAUACGUCUUGGUCAAUCUUCAGAAUCGGCAACCUCGAGACAGAAAGUAUCAAAACCUACAUAUACACCCGGGUGCAAAGAAAUCCAGUGAUACGCGACAAAGUCAUCGGAAAACAAGUGGCAGACUACGUCGUAUCAGCAGCGCAAGGCCUUUGGCUCUACGCUCGCCUCAUGAUGGAUGACAUCGACCGGCUCCCCUCAAUCGGGCAGAUCCAAAAGCAACUCGCAAUGCUUCCCAAAGGCUUCACCGAACUCUACACGCAGAUAAUACGGACGACCGAAGCAAACUACAGCCCCAUCGAGCUAAAACUAGCCCAACAACUCUACCUCUGGAUAGACACCGCAGACUACUUCCCGAAAUUCCUCGUUUUAGACGACAACCGCCUCGGAUACGAGAUGCUCGAGCUAAUAUUUCAAUACGCGAACUCCGGCGAAGCGGUCCACGACCCCGGGGCCCAAGCCCAGCGCGUCUCCGGCCCCCUCAUCUCCGUCACCAGUUCAAGCACUCCGUCCACAUCCGCAGACACACAGGCCUACGAACUCGACUUCAUCCACCACACCGCGGCGCAGUACCUACGCUCCAGCGCCACGCUCCCCGCCUCCCACCUCCCGCAGACCCUGCGCCCGCGGCGCCUACGACACUUGCACCGCGCCGCAGUCGCAGUAUGGUACUUCGAGGAGUGCGCGCAGUCCGCCUCGAUGUUGUCCUACCUACAGCAGAGCGGGGGGCGGCCCACGCGCUCAAUAAUCACGUACUUCGAGAUGGCUUACGGGCUAUGGAGCGCUUUGCACCUCGUCCGGUUCCCCGACGACGUCGUCGAAGACGCGGUCGAGGCGGCUGAAGCAGAAGCCCUGCUGCGGGCGCUGACGGAGUUCAUCGAGACGCCGAGGUGCCUGCGCUGGAUCGAGUGCGCCAUUAUUAUUAACUACCGGGGCAGGUUCCCGCACCUGCUGUAUAACGCGGUGGAUGGCUGGAAGGCGGCGAGGGCGGUUGAGGACCAUCGGUUCGCGCCGUGGCUGGCUUUCUCGAAGGCGAGGGAGCGCUUUUUUAGGAAUUACGCAUGCGUACUGGCGACGACGGGUGUGGGGAGGGAAUCGGCUCCGAGGGAGAUCAUGGAUACGGAGAUAGAGGAGAUAAUGGGGGAUGAAGUGGCGCGCGAGGUUCUUCGCUUGGGAUUGCGAUGGAGAAAGCUAGCGUUUCCCGGAGCCGAUGCAAUAGACCUAGGUCUUGACUAGGUAAGUUGCGGGUGAUAUACGUGUAUACAAUACAUAUAAAUUCUCGGGGCCGUUAAAGGGGUGGUAUCUGGAUAUGCCCCUACCCCUUUCUCUUCAAACUCACAGACGAGUUCUUGAUGAUAAGAAAUCUAGUGAUCUCCCAUAAGAGUGAAAUCGCGAUUCAAGAUAGACGCUUACGCGGCUUUAGAGCCUCUAGGCUGUAUAUUUUGCUCCGAUACCUAUGCAUGUUGGAUGAAUGGUUGAAAGAACUCGGGACAAUAUGUCAAAGUAUCCAUUGUGACCGGCAUAAAUGGGAGGAACAGAAAUUUCUAAACUUAGUUCGAGGCUCAAAGACGGGACCGAGAUGCCUUUUCACUCGAAGACAAAGAUCUUCGAACCGCACCUAAUAGCACACUUACAAUGAUACAUCAGUAUACUCGUGAAAGAAGCCCCAACACCGAAUUACCGAGACGCGUAACAUCGGA